Molecule: messenger RNA, 2478 nt
Organism: Ectocarpus siliculosus
Lineage: Eukaryota; Phaeophyceae; Ectocarpales; Ectocarpaceae
Source: the annotation of a GenBank genome assembly
AUGGCACAGCCUAGCGGUGGUCUUCAAGACUCGAGGAGUCAAGCUCCUUCGUUGGCAAGCAGUUCCCGGCUGCAGCGCGGAAUCCCUAGCUUCAAGCUUUCGGACGACGAGCUCGCGAGGUCUAAGAGGUUUCGUAAUCGAGUUCCUAGUGAUGGCAGUCGUGACGGAGCCGGUAGCCAUGAGGGGGGAGGGCCGACGCCCACGACCACCUUGGAGGGCAUACCGGCUCCAGGCCCGCGAAGCGUUUCGUCGUUUACUCUCGCCAGCGACGUCUUCCGCAUGUCGCACAACUCCAGCUGGGGAUCCGGCACGGGCAGCAACUUCUUCGGCUUCGGCCUUCCAAGCGUCGACGGGGAGGGCGAAGAUGCCGUUCAAAGGUUCGAUGAUGCCACGUUCAACGACCUGAAUUUCUUCACCAUGGAGGGCAUUGGACCCAGCGAUCUGCCAGAAACGGCGCCGAGAGAAACGUCGGGCCCCGGGCUAGACACGAAGCCAACCGACACACGCUCCUCUACUGAUGGGGGAGGACCCGAUCGAUAUUCCAUCGAAAGGGGCGGCACUCAUGGCGGUCCUCGCAGUGAUCCCCUUCAGCCGGCCGUUGCCAAGGAAGAAAUGGUGGUGCCAGCGAUCGUCGACGGGACAGGGAGUGCCAGCAACAUCCUGCGUAGGGCGAGUAGCGCCCGCGACGUCCUGAGGUCUGCAAGCAUGAGCGGAAGAGACAGCAACCGUGAUUUCUUGGAAGGGAACGUGUUUGAUCUGGAAGGGGGGCUACCGACCUUCUCCACCGCGAUGGAAGAAUACUUGAACCGUCAGCUGGAAGCGGCCGAGCACUCCUUAGACGAUCCGGCCGGUGACGAGCGUGCUUUCGGAUGCAUGGCCGGUGCCCGCGAUGGUGGUGCUGGCGUCGGCGGCACCGGCGGCACCGGCGCAGAGGGACACUUGGGGGUCGCCGGGAGAGUCGGUGCUUCCCCGAUCGAACACCCGACUCGCUCAGUGGUGGUCAAGCAGGAGUGUCGCCGCUCCCGUGGUGCUUCCGACGGAGUCCUGCAAGGUACCACCCACUCUCAGUGCACGCAAGAGGAGGGGGGAGGUUUGGAGACUAAGGCCGCCGAGCGGCGUACCAGGUGCAAGAGAGGCACGCAACAGCAGAAGCAAAAGCGGUCGAAGCACGAGACGAAGUCCGAGAGCGACGAGUACGCGGACAGCAGCCAGAGCGAGUAUGAGCCCCCUACAUGUACGCCAAGAGAGGGGAAGGCGAAGAAGGGAAGGGGCAGGCGGCGCGGGGCCGCUGCCACCACCGCGACCCGUGCGGCAAAGACUAGCAGCGGGAGCUCCGGGGUACGCACGGCCAGUGUGUCGAGCGCCUUCCUCCGCCGAGGCGGCUCUCUCAAGAGGCAGACAUCCGAGGACGUAGCCGCAAGGCUGCCCCUGGAAGUCUUGGAAUGCUUUUACCACGUUCCUCUCAACGUCGCAGCACAGCAGCUGAACGUGAGCCUCACCAUGCUCAAGAAGCUGUGCAGGGCGUACGGUGUCAAGCGUUGGCCACACCGGCAGGUGAGCAGCCUGGACAAGACGACGUCAAAGCUGGAGGACAAGAUCAAGACGCGUAGGGACGGCGGGAAGGACGCGCCAUCGCUGGUGAGGAAGCUCACGCAGGCUAGAAAGCGGCGCAAGGUUAUCAUCAAGACCGCCAGCGCCGGCCUCGAUGCCAGCGUCCUCAAUUCCAUCUUCACCUGCCGUCCGGGCGACAUCGACGAGGACAUGCUGCUCUCGAGCACCGAUGUGGCCAAGGCGGUCGAGAAAGUGCAGUUCAGGCAAGACGCCGACCACAAGGGCUCUGGAGCUGAGUCGGAUUCGGCCGCUGGUGACAACAGCGACAGCAACAGCGACAGCGACGAUGACGACGACGUGGAGAGCUACGGCCCACGUGCCAAGCCGCCCUCGCCGCCGCCGCCUGCCGCAGCAAAGAAAACAACCCGCAUUCGCGCCGUGUUCGCCGCGACCCCCGCGUUCUGCUCCAAGCCGCCGGCCGUCGCCAAGUCGGUGGCCUCACCUCCGCCAGCUUUCGAGCCCGGCGGCCGCUCGAAGAGCGCCGCCACGCCGAGACCGGGCGUUGAGCCGGGCAACAAGACGGCAGGCAACAAACCGACGUCGGGGAGCCUGGGGAGCGGCGGGAAGCUAUGCAUGAAAGCCGGGCGCCCUGCGGAGGCAGCGAAGAAAACAAAGGGGGACGCGCCGAUGACGGCGAAGGGCCGGAAAGGGGUGACGGCAGCGGCGGCGGGCACGGCGGCGAACCACCGACGGCUGCGAACAGAUUACGGAUGGUCUCUGUUCUUUAUCCACCGGGGGUUUCUCAAGCGAAUCGCUUGGAGCGCGGCUUGGGUGAACAGGACGAGUGAGAGAAUCCGAGGUGCAGGAGGCUUCGCCGCAGACACCUCCGAGAGAAAAGCAAACGUACGUCUGUACAUGUAUGUUUAG